Messenger RNA from Lachancea nothofagi CBS 11611, 729 nucleotides. The record is from the annotation of a GenBank genome assembly. NCBI's taxonomy places the organism in Eukaryota, Fungi, Ascomycota, Saccharomycetes, Saccharomycetales, Saccharomycetaceae.
AUGCUUACAAGGUUCGCGGUAAGAACACAUUUCGUUGGUUUGGGAUUUCAAGCCCGAUUGGGUUCUCAAGCCCGAUUAUUCCAUCACAGCGCUACGCAUUCAAAAAAGGCAGGCAAGAAGGCUGCCAAGGGGAAGAAAGCAGACGAGGAAGAGAUCAUAGAACUAAUCGACGUUAAAGGAUAUAUCCAACAGGCUACCGAUCAUUUUGACAAGACUAUAGAACUUCACAAAAAGAAUUUGAACGAAGUGAAGUCUGGCGCCUCUAAUCCAGCGAUAUUCGAUAAGCUAAAAGUCGGAAAGGAUGGCUCCAAAUUCACCGACUUGGCCACUACAUCUACCAAAGGCAGAAAUGGUCUCAUUGUCACCGUUUUCGAUCCAAAAGAUACCAAAUUGAUCGUUAGUACUAUUUUGGCAGCUGGGUUGAAUUUAAAUCCAGAAAGAAUACCUAACAAUGAGCAGCAGCUAAAAAUAUCGCUUCCACCCCCAACCACCGAGACUCGUAAGCAGACGUGUAAACAACUGAAGGAAAUUUUUGAAGAGUAUAAGAAUUCAGCUAACAAGAAUUCUCUUGGCCAUGCUCGGAGUGAAAUACUGAAGGAACUAAAAAAGAUUGACAAAAAAAACGAUUCUGUUAAAAAGAUCACUCAGGAUCUUGAAAAGCUUCACAAAGACUACAUCACUAAGCUCCAAGAUAGUCUCAAACAGGCAGAAAAAAGUGUACUCGGAUAA